Molecule: messenger RNA, 2940 nt
Organism: Anoplopoma fimbria (sablefish)
Lineage: Eukaryota; Metazoa; Chordata; Actinopteri; Perciformes; Anoplopomatidae
Product: voltage-dependent calcium channel beta subunit-associated regulatory protein-like
Exons: 10
Coding region: 1-2940 (979 amino acids)
Biological process (GO): negative regulation of calcium ion-dependent exocytosis; negative regulation of voltage-gated calcium channel activity
Cellular component (GO): secretory granule; plasma membrane
Molecular function (GO): transmembrane transporter binding
Source: RefSeq, a predicted model, not a curated record
AUGAGCAAUGAUUUGCCUGUUCUGACAAGUCUGACUGAGAACUCCACUGAUGUGCCGGUGGCGGCGGGCCAGGUGGAGAACUAUGUUCUGCUGCUGGUGCUGCUGAGUGUUUUUGCCGGGGGGACGCUCGUCCUGCUCUCCCUGCUGCUCCUCUUCUGUCACCGCUGCUGCAUGGGUGGACGACGCUACUCCAGAGCGAGUGAUGACCCCGAGAAGACAAACACGACUUAUGCUGAGGAUUCUCAGCCCACCCAAGAGAUCACCAUUCAUCUGGAUGAAUCAGAUGCUCUGUCAGCUGCCAGCUGUCACGAUGGAGAGUCAGAACGAUUUGUCUCCACUGGGUCUACUGGCCGCAGAGUCUCCUUUAAUGAAUCUGCACUUUAUGAACAGGAGAAGACGACUCAGGACAAAGGACGCAGGUACACUCUGACUGAGGGAGACUUCCACCACCUGAAAAAGGCCCGGCUGACCCACCUCCACCUGCCUCCGGCCCCGUGUGACCUGAAGAUCCUCACCAUCAUGGAGUGUGACUCAACAGAGAGCAGCACCGUCAACAUCAAUGAGACCACUGCUCCCAAACUGCCCCUCACAAUCUACCAGCCCUCUGACAGAAGAGUCUCUGACUGGAUGGGACUGAGCCUCAGCGGAGGUCUACCAGGAGACCCGCACCACUCCACCAUCCUGGACCAGGGCCCCAGACAGGCUUCAUCAGCCAUGAAAGCCCAGCAUUCAUGGUCCCAGACAAUGGAGGCUAUUGGGGACAGUGGAGAGGCUGAGAGUGAACAGGGGAUGAGAGGAGAGUCGACUCAAGCUCCGGGCCAGACUUCAGUUCUACAUUUCUUCUCUAAACUGCGCCGUCAUGCCAGUCUGGAGGGGGCAGGGCCUUACUUCAGGAGGUGGAAGUUUGACAGCAGUCAUCGUGCUGCCAGCCUGGAUGCCAAAGGAUCCCCCAAGAGAAGGCCCUUCCAGAGACAGAGAGCAGCAAGUGAAACCACUGAUCACACCGAUGAUGACUCUUUGUCUCUCCGAGAUGAGGUCAUUGAGUCAUUUCCACAGUCCCCUGUCCCGACCAGUGACCUCCAGUCCCUCUCUGCAGAGUCUCUGUCUCAACCAGACACUAUACUAACGUCCUCAAUCUUCCUCAGCAGGUUAAAACUAGAGGCCAUGGUGGAGUUCGGUGGUAGCAGCGGCGCCACAGGAGAGGAUCUCUGUUCGCCAACAAAUGAUUGUCGGGCGCAGAGGCAAGAGGAGGUAACAUCCAAUGGGACAGGAGAAGAAAGAGAAACAAAGUUUGGUGCAGGUAUGAGAACAGAAGGAAUGGGAGUUCAGCUAGAAUCAACAGAAUAUGACGACUUGUUUGCAGUAAAACAAGAAACUGCUGUACAGGAAAGGUUUGAAGACAUGUUAAUGACAACUCAAGACCCACAGACAUCAGAUGUGAGGAACACGAGUGAGGCAGAUGAAGGUGAUGAGAUGGUUUUGGGAGCUGAGUCCAGGCGAAGGACCGGCUCAGGCUCAUCAGUGUCCUUGAUGAUUCGCCAGGAGAGCUCGGAGGCUCCUCCCUCCCUGUACAGAGACAUUUGGAGCUUGCGAGCCUCUCUGGAGCAAUACGCCUCCUCGGACCAGAGCAGCACAGAUCGGGAGUCCAUUCGCAGUGAUGCAGACAGCGUCUCAUCCCAUGGUGGGGCAGGAGCUCGCUCUGGCCUGGAUAGCUGCUUGUCCCAAGACCUGGACGAUGAGCCUGAAGGAGAAGGCGAGGGAGAGAUGUUGGAGGGAGGAAUGAGAGGGGCGUCAGGUGGGGACAGUGAGGUGGGAAGUGGAGCUGGGGGAGAAGGUGAGGCAGGGAACCGUAAACUCCUCCAGAUGGACAGCGGCUACGCCUCCAUUGAAGCACCGUCCAGGGCCCCUGAGGAAAUGCGGCUUUUUGGGACUCCUGGGGCUCCAAGAGGGAAGACGGCGACUGAGAGGAGGCUGUUCUUCACCAGCUCUGGGAGAAAAGGUUCAGUGUGCGAGAGCGUCGAGGCCCGGCUGUUUCAGGAGGAGCUGGAGGAUGAGGCGGCAGACGGCACAGAGGGGAAACUAAAGGAGAGAUCUCGAACUGGCAGCCAGUCUCUUACCCCACAAUCACAGCUGAUGUCCCCGCUGAUGAAGCCGAUGUCACAGCCCUCCGCUCCUCACAAACCUCGUCUCCGCCGCCGCGACUACAGCAUCGACGAGAAGACGGACGCUCUUUUCAACGAGUUCCUCCGUCAUGAUCCACGGUUUGACCAACAGGAUUCGCCAAUGCGCUCCAGGCACCGAUCCAGGGUUCACCUCCGAAAACAGUGGCAGCGACACAAGCAAUACAGCGACCCGGGGUCAGGCGCUGGGGGAAGGUACUCCCCGUCUUUGGAGAGGCAGAGGUUCACACCGCUGCGAAGAGGCGACAGCGCCGGUUACCCUCUGGACACCAGGUAUCACAGCACACUCUCACGAAUUGCGAGCGCCGCCGAUGAGGAAGCCAGCGAGGUUGCGGCUUGUGAGGAGGCCUCCAAAGAGAGCAAAGAUAACAAAGAUCCGUCGAGUGAAGGAGGUGCAGAGGAAACAACAGAAAGUACAGCAGACACAACCUCUGAAGGCAAUGACCCAACAAAGAGUUGUGCAGAGCGGAUUGGUGAGGAUGAUGGCUGCCAGGUCUCCACAAAAAAGGGCACAGAAAGCACAACUAGCCCAUCUUUGACCACAACACAGCCGAGCAACAUGGAUCCGAGAGUCAACAACCGAAACAACAACAGUAGUCAAGCUAUUCUUUCAGAGAGCAGCCUCACAGACAAGCUGGCCGCGUCGGUUGAAGAGAGGCUCUACAGCGGCCUGCGCAGCGCAGAGACGCUCGGCCGGGGAGGAACGGAGCGUGUGCGUACCGUGUCACACACAGCCUCACCUGGCUUCAGUCCCAUAUAA